This is a messenger RNA of Prorocentrum cordatum, 1496 nucleotides long. The record is from the annotation of a GenBank genome assembly. NCBI's taxonomy places the organism in Eukaryota, Dinophyceae, Prorocentrales, Prorocentraceae.
CCGCCGGGCCGCGCACAUGCCGCCGGCCAUGAUUUGCACCCCCCCCUCUUGGACGUCCCCCUCUUGGCCGCUCCCGAUAUGACGAGCCAGCCAGCGCGCAGUUGGGCCAUCAGCUGUGCAGCGCGCCGGGCGAACUGGGGGAGGCACAGGGGGUGCUUCAGGGUUGGGCGGUGUGUGCCGAGGGGGGGGGUGAGAGGUCGGUCGCUCCGCCUGGCUCGAGCCCGUGCACGUUUGCAGCAUCAGGGUGCGCGCGGCAACGAUGGCUCGCGCUGCCAUGAGGAGUCUGGCCCUUGCCGCCGCGGCUGCGGCGGCGUGCGGCCUCCUCUGCACGCUCGCGCCGCACGCCUUCGCGGCCCCGGUGGCUCCCAGGGCGCUGGCGCCUGGCUCCUCGGUGCAGCUCGGCGGCCGCCACGGGGCCGCCCAGCUGGCCGGGCCCGUGGCCGCAGGCCGCGGCGACUCUGGGCUGUGGCCGCUGGCGCUCGGCGCGCUCGCGGCAGGCGCCCUGGCCGCGGCGCGGUCGGCAGGCGCGCGCAGGGGCCGCUCCACGGUCGCCCGGCGGGUGACCCUGGAGGACAUCGAGAGCCUGACCAUGAACGACAUCAGGAGGAUCAACCCCCACUGGAGGCCGAAGUGCACCCUCGGGACGGCCCGGAGGGCCGCCGUUUGCGAGUCUAUCAUCGCGAAGCUGGAGAGCAGCUACUUUGUCAUGAUCUUCAACCAGGUCAACGCGACCAUGGCAGAGAGCCAGAAGAUCCGGGACAGCUUCCCGAUGUCGGUGGUCUGCCGGCGCCUGAAGAACGGCCUGCUCAGGAAGGCCUUGAACGACGCGGAGGGUGGCCUGUGGAAGCCACUCGCGGAGAAGGUUGGCGGCUACUCCACGGUCGUCUUCGUGCCUGACGACAAGACCCUGAAGGACACGGUCAAGGCCUACAAGAAGGUGGUCAAGGAGUUCAAGCUGCACGAUCGGUGCGCGGCGAUGAACGAGUACAGGGACUUCCUGCAGCCCUUCUGCGUCGGCGGCAUCAUCCGCGACGAGUGGGAGCUGAUCCCGGGCGAGAAAAUCCCCGACCUGGAGAACUUCCAGACCAAGACGGAUUUGAUCUGCAGCAUCGCUCGCGGCGUCAAGAUGGUCACGCAGAAGAUCGCCGUUGGUGUCAAGCAGGUUCCGUCGAAGCUGGCAGUUGGCACGAAGAAGGUCGUGGAGAAGAUGGAGGAGGGCGGCAAGGACUCGGUGGCCGACGUCGUGGCAUAGGCGCCAGGCAUCGAGCGCUGAGAGUCACUCUGGCCACCUGCGCGCGCGAUGCGCGCGCGCGCUGCGCGGGCGCGCGCCUGCGCGGAAGCGGUGGGCUCUGCGAGAGCGUGCGCCGAGAAGGGAGGACCGCCGAGGCUCGACGGUCGCGGGAGGAGCUGGCCCUGCUGCAGGUGCCGGUGGCGGGCUCCCCACCGGCCUGGGGCCCGGGCACCCUCGGCGGGAGGCCGAGAAACGUUGAGAGGAG